CGCGAGCUUCCGGUUUCGCCAUUUACUGCACUGUCGCGCAGGCGAGAAGUCAGGAUCCGCCGUUAACCGGACCGAGUGACCGUCUGCUGGUUCAGACCUACCGAGCAGCUGUGUACCGAGAGCAGCAGGAUGGCUGACGACCUGGACAUCGAGGCGAUGCUGGAGGCUCCCUACAGGAAGGAGGACACCAAGGCCUCCAGCUCCAACGGACAGGAGGACCGCAACAAGAGGAAGAAGCACACCUGCUCUCACAGCCGUGACAGGAAUCGCAGUCGGAGUCGAGACAAGAAGAGGAGUCACAGCCGCAAACGCAGCCGAGAACGACGCAGGAGUCGCAGCCGCAGUCGAGAACACCGUCGCAGCCGAGAGCGAGGAGGACGCUACCGAGACCACCACAAGUCCCGUAGGAGGUCAAAGAGUAAGAGUCCGUUCAGGAAGGAGAAGAGUCCAAUCAGGCAGCCCAUAGACAACCUGACUCCAGAGGAACGAGACGCCCGAACCGUGUUCUGUAUGCAGCUGGCAGCCCGGAUACGGCCUCGAGACCUGGAGGAGUUCUUCUCAGCUGUUGGAAAGGUUCGGGAUGUGAGGAUGAUCUCAGACAGAAACUCUCGCAGGUCGAAGGGCAUCGCCUACAUUGAGUUUGUGGAGGCCAGCUCAGUUCCUCUGGCCAUUGGACUAACGGGGCAAAGGCUGCUGGGAGUUCCCAUCAUCGUACAGGCAUCACAGGCUGAGAAGAACCGAGCAGCAGCAGCAGCAGCAGCAGCAGCAGCAGCAGCAGCAGCUAACAACCUUCAGAAGGGAACAUCUGGACCGAUGAGGCUCUAUGUCGGCUCGCUGCACUUCAACAUCACCGAGGAGAUGCUAAGAGGAAUCUUUGAGCCAUUUGGACGGAUUGAGAGCAUCCAGCUGAUGAUGGACAGUGAGACGGGACGCUCUAAAGGCUACGGCUUCAUCAUGUUUGCAGAUGCAGAAUGCGCUAAGAAAGCUCUGGAGCAGCUGAACGGCUUCGAGCUGGCGGGUCGCCCCAUGAAGGUGGGCCACGUGACGGAGCGGACCGACGCCUCCACAGCAUCAUCUUUCCUCGACAGCGACGAGCUGGAACGCACCGGCAUCGACCUGGGAACCACCGGGAGGCUGCAGCUGAUGGCCCGGCUGGCUGAAGGAACUGGACUUCAGAUUCCUCCUGCUGCUCAGCAGGCUCUGCAGAUGAGUGGAGCUAUCGCUAUAGGAGCCAUGGCUGCUGUGUCAGCUGCCAUGAAUCCGUCCCUCAACAUUAACAUGAACUCUGCUGCUCUCAACCUGCCGGCUCAGCCUCUGGCCACUCACUGCUUCCAGCUGUCCAACAUGUUCAACCCCCACAGUGAGGAGGCGGCUGGUUGGGAAGUGGACAUCCAGCAUGACGUCAUCGAGGAGUGCAGCAAACACGGAGGAGUGGUCCACAUCUACGUAGACAAGAACUCUGCCGAGGGAAAUGUUUAUGUCAAAUGUCCAUCGAUCCCGGCCGCCAUGGCUGCUGUCAACACUCUCCAUGGAAGAUAUUUUGCAGGUAAGAUGAUCACGGCGGCGUACGUCCCCUUGCCUACCUACCACAACCUGUUCCCAGAGUCCGUCACUGCCACUCAGCUGCUGGCUCCGCCUCCACGCCAGUGACUCAACAACAGUGCUGCCCUCUGAUUGGACAGUGGACAUUAGAGCCUGCCCCUCCUUUCCAUCAUAUCUUCUUCGGUUCAUCGGGUCUGAGUAUGCCUAUGAGGGACGCUGUGUGUUUGUUUUCAGUCGGGACACAAACAACUCGCUCUCUCACUAUUGGCUGGAUCCUGGUCACGUUUGUGCUCCCUCAACCAUGUGACCUGCCCUGUUUCCUUCCUGUUGAUGAUCUCAGCAGCGUUUCUGUGCGAAGCCUCACACAGCUCCGCCCCUCUGGAGUAUCGUCCAAUGAUUGAGCUCUGUGAGCUGCGAGGGGGCGGGGAGGGUGUCUGCUGAUUGGUCAGUUCGAAGCCGUUUGGUAUUUAACUGUUUUUCUAAAUGAGAUUUGAUUUUGUAAAAUUGUUGAUUAAAUUUAUUUUGAUGUCA
Molecule: messenger RNA, 2073 nt
Organism: Amphiprion ocellaris (clown anemonefish)
Lineage: Eukaryota; Metazoa; Chordata; Actinopteri; Pomacentridae
Product: RNA-binding protein 39-like
Exons: 15
Coding region: 130-1650 (506 amino acids)
Biological process (GO): mRNA processing
Cellular component (GO): nucleus
Molecular function (GO): RNA binding
Source: RefSeq, a predicted model, not a curated record